Molecule: messenger RNA, 659 nt
Organism: Micropterus dolomieu (smallmouth bass)
Lineage: Eukaryota; Metazoa; Chordata; Actinopteri; Centrarchiformes; Centrarchidae
Product: histone H3
Exons: 1
Coding region: 36-446 (136 amino acids)
Cellular component (GO): nucleosome
Molecular function (GO): DNA binding; structural constituent of chromatin; protein heterodimerization activity
Source: RefSeq, a predicted model, not a curated record
UUAUCUGUGAACACGGACAAGUUAGAGAGACUAAAAUGGCCAGAACCAAGCAGACCGCGCGUAAAUCCACCGGAGGAAAAGCUCCCAGGAAGCAGCUGGCCACCAAGGCUGCCCGUAAGAGCGCCCCGGCCACCGGCGGAGUGAAGAAGCCCCACCGCUACAGGCCCGGUACCGUGGCUCUCCGAGAGAUCCGCCGCUACCAGAAGUCCACCGAGCUGCUGAUCCGCAAGCUGCCCUUCCAGCGCCUGGUGAGGGAGAUCGCUCAGGACUUCAAGACCGACCUGCGCUUCCAGAGCUCCGCCGUCAUGGCUCUGCAGGAGGCCAGCGAGGCUUACCUGGUCGGCCUCUUCGAGGACACCAACCUGUGCGCCAUCCACGCCAAGAGGGUCACCAUCAUGCCCAAAGACAUCCAGCUGGCCCGACGCAUCCGCGGAGAGAGGGCUUAAACUCCCCCCACACCUCUUUACACCACAACGGCUCUUUUAAGAGCCACCUCACUAAAGCUCAAGAGCUCCUUCCUCUGAUCCUCUUCAUGAAAACCACUAUAUAUUCAAACACUGAUGCUCACAUCACACGAGCUCCUUCCUCUGAUCCUCUUCAUGUAUUUUGAUGGCUUAUUUCAAUGUCAACAAUCAUUUAAUAAACUUGAUUCUUGCUAA